CCGCGGUCAAAUACGGCGCAGGGCAAUUGCAGUAUUCCAUCUCUCCAGCGCGGAAGUAAACGGGAACAUCCAGACUGGCAUAGAAUAAAUGCUAAGCAGUCAGUUCCAGCGAUGCGUAACAUAGAGACGGAAAACAUCAUCAUGAAGCGUUGCUGGGUUGUUCGUAAAGUUUCGUCGACAGCGCGCUUUGGUUUGAAAGUUUCAAUCGUUUUCAGGCAUGAAAAACUCAGAUAAAUAAUCACCAGAAGAAAAAUGUCUAUUGAAAGCGAUGCCUGGAUGGACACUAAUAAGUGCACGGGUGUUUUUAAUUUGUUGAAGUGUUUCAUAGCGUUCGAAAAAACUUAAGUGUAAUGUUAGAGCCCCCUGAGAACUCAUUAGUUAAUUGGCCCUGGAACUUCUAAAAAAAUAUUUGCAGUUUCAGGUCCGUACUCGAGGACAAAAAUCAGGAGUACGGGGGGCGGCUAUUUCAACCUAGAAUGUCUUUGCUGGGAAAACCUCUUAACUAUAAAACUUCACGUCGCGAUGCCCGAUACCGAAGAUUGCAGAGCCGGGUUUAUAACUUCCUGGAAAGGCCCAGGGGUUUUGCGUUUAUUUAUCAUUUUCUAGUAUUUCUUUUGGUUUUUGCUGGCUUAGUUUUAAGUGUGUUUUCCACCAUCGAUGAGUACGAAAAACAAGCCGGUGAUGUCUUGGUUUAUAUGGAAUCCAUUGUUUGUACCACCUUUUUCUUCGAACUAAUUUUGAGAACUUGGUCUUCAGGAUGUAGAUCCCGCUAUCAGGGCUGCUUUGGCCGGCUCAAAUUUCUAAGGAGGCCGUUUUGUGUUAUUGAUAUUAUUACCAUCGCAGCUUCAAUUGUAGUUCUAGCUCUUACAAUGAAAUCCGGAGGACAGGUACUAGCCGCUAGUGCUUUGAGAGGUCUAAGAUUCUUCCAAAUUUUAAGAAUGGUUCGAAUGGAUAGACGUGGAGGAACAUGGAAACUUUUAGGUUCAGUUGUGUACGCACACAGACAGGAAUUAAUGACUACGCUCUACAUAGGAUUUUUAGGAUUAAUUUUUGCAUCGUUCUUGGUAUUUUUGGCAGAAAAGGAUGUGCCCCAUACAAAGUUCAAUAAUUUUGCUCAAGCCCUAUGGUGGGGUGUGAUUACACUUUGCACAGUAGGAUAUGGCGAUAUGGUUCCGUACACGUGGCAAGGGAAAAUUAUCGCAUCAUUUUGUUCGUUAUUAGGGAUUUCUUUUUUUGCACUACCCGCCGGUAUUUUGGGCUCCGGAUUUGCCCUCAAAGUUCAACAACAACAGAGACAGAAACACAUGAUAAGAAGGAGACAACCAGCCGCCACCCUUAUUCAAUCCUUAUGGAGGUGCUACGCUGCAGAUGAGAAAUCCUUGUCGGAGGCAACUUGGAGAAUACAUCAGAUUCCAUACAGUCCACCAGCGAGAUCUGCAAGUAGUUUCCGACACAACGCAUCUUUCGUAGGCCGUUUGUCAACUAUUCGUCGUCACCGAAACCAACCCGGAACCAGCCUCCAGUCUCCGGCAUUAGUCCACCAAAAAAAUAUGUCAAGGAUCAACGCCUCACCUGUCAACUAUGCAAGUAAGUUUUCCAAUAAAACAAACUUUAUUAUUAUUGAAAUUUACCUAAUUUCCUUAAUUGAUUUGAGAUUUCUGAGCGAAUAA
Molecule: messenger RNA, 1670 nt
Organism: Ceutorhynchus assimilis (cabbage seed weevil)
Lineage: Eukaryota; Metazoa; Arthropoda; Insecta; Coleoptera; Curculionidae
Source: the annotation of a GenBank genome assembly